UUUAUGUAGUUUUGGCGCGUUGUUGUUGAAUUGACAAUUUGUUGCACAUUAUGUCGCGAAAGCAAACAAAUGAAAAGUUAACACCAUUGUACAAUAAACAUGCAAAGCGAAUUCGUAGUGAACAAGUGCAAUCGACAAGGAAAACUACAGACGCGAGGCCAUUAAGUGAAAGUAUAUUUUGGCCGGAGAACGAUGCCAGCUUCUUUAGCCAUGUCAAUCUGGAGGAAGUGUUUAGUGGACAAGAUGGUGUUGUUUCUGCACCAUUUAGCAGUCAAACAAAUUGUAAAUUAUUUCAAAAUGAUUCCGACGAUAGUCUCUUUGGUGAUAUGUCGCUACACAGUGCAACUCAAACCAGGAAUACAACUGUUCUCAACAACGUGACUGAGAACAGUUUUAAGGAAAUUAAUAUAACCGAUUUGACAGCAGCCGAAGUCAAGGAUAUUUUCUACGAUGCUGAUGAUUGUACCGAAGUACAAAAUUCGCAAAUGUUUUUGGAUGCAAUGCCUUUGGUAACCAAAUCACCAAACGUGUCGUUGUCCCAAUCAAUGUCAUUUCUAUCAAAGUCAAUACUCGAUGGGAUUGUUCAUGGCACACAGUACGAAACAUACGAAGCUUUAAAAAGUCGCACGAUCUUGGCAAGUCAAUGUAAUAAUGAACUCGCAGAGCUCGAUCCCUUGGACUGGCAGACUCAAGCUUUUGCUGAAUUUGAGAGCACAAAGCAGCAGCAGCAGCUCAACGAUAGUUUUCCAUCCAAGGGCAGUUUCUAUGGGUUGCCGGAUAAGGUGAAGAGGCUAAUAUUCGAGCACAAAGGCAUCGACAGUUUAUAUGAAUGGCAACAAGAAUGCCUCAAUCUACCGGCUAUAAAGCAGCGCAAGAAUUUAAUUUAUGCACUUCCCACGAGUGGCGGCAAAACAUUGGUUGCCGAAAUUCUAAUGUUGCGCGAAAUAUUGUGCCGGGAACGUAACGUGCUCUUCAUUCUUCCAUAUGUGUCCAUAGUGCAGGAGAAGGUUAGUGCCAUGUCACCGUUUGCCAUUGCCAUGGACUUCAUUGUGGAUGAGUAUACGGCGGGGAAGGGAAAGUGUCCGCCACAGCCGCAACGCAAGCGUCGAUGUUUGUUCAUUGCAUCGAUUGAGAAAGGUGCUGUGCUAAUGGAUAGCUUGAUAGAUGCAGAGCGACCACAUGAAAUUGGGCUGGUUGUGGUGGAUGAGUUGCAUUUGAUUGGCGAACGUGGACGUGGCGCCACACUCGAAGCAUUUCUCACUAAGGUGAUGUUCUUGAAUGCCAACAUACAAAUUGUGGGCAUGAGUGCAACUAUUGGAAAUCUAAACGAGAUCUCAAUGUUCCUAAAUGCCGAUGUUUAUACACGCGGCUUUCGUCCGGUGGAGUUGAAGGAAUACAUAAAAUGUGGCAAGGACAUUCUGCAAAUCAAUCCAGCUGGCCAAACGAUGGAGGAGAUCUUUGUGCCCACGCGCAGCGUCAACUUCAAUUAUAGUCCAGCUGUGGAGCGUGCUGAUCCAGAUCACUUAGCUGGCCUAGUCAGCGAGUGUGCACCAGAGAAUUGCUGCCUUGUCUUUUGUUCGUCUCGCAAGAAUUGCGAGAAUGUCGCGUUGCUGCUAAGUCGCAUUGUGUCAAAGCAAAAGUUCUUUGAGCAUCGUCAGAGCGAGAAAGUCGAUCUCAUGAAUGCACUGGACAAUAUUUGUGGCGUACUCAGUCCUGUGUUGGCCAAAACGCUGCCCUAUGGCAUUGCCUAUCAUCACUCGGGACUCACAACCGACGAGCGAAAGUUCAUUGAGACUGCGUAUCGCUUUGGAGUCAUCACCGUCAUUUGCUGUACAUCCACGCUGGCUGCCGGUGUCAAUCUGCCUGCCAAGCGUGUGAUUAUACGCGCUCCUUAUGUGGGUCAAGAGUUUAUGACGCUGUGCAAGUACAAACAAAUGGUUGGACGCGCUGGUCGCGCUGGCUUGGGGGAUGCGGGCGAAAGUAUUCUCAUCACGCAGAACAAAGACAACUUGAAAGUGGGUGAAAUGCUCUUCUCGCCCAUGGACAAAGCGUUGAGUUCGUUGGAGCAACAAGAGGCCACAGGUUUGCAGACUUUAAUACUGAGUGUUAUUGGACUGAACCUUGCGGAUUGUCGUCGUGAUCUCAAUCGUCUGGUGAACAGCACACUGCUGGCAGUGCAAGCUGGUGCCCUUGAGGUGGCUGUCGAUGAUCUAGUGCUGCGCAUACUGCGCGAUAUGUUUAAGAACAAAGUGCUUAAACUCAAAGAUAGUGCACCAAAGUCGAAUUGUUCAGAUAUAAUGACCACACAAGACAUCAAUCAGUCAAGCAGUCACGCCGCGUCACUAAAUCGUCGUCUGCUCAUUAGUCAGUCCACACGAUUCCAGUUGACGAGCAUCGGUUGUGCCGCCUUCAAGGCGGGCAUCGAUUACAAGCGUGCCUUUGCCAUACACAAUGAGCUGCAGCAAGCGCAGCAACGUCUGAUCCUAUCUAGCUAUAUGCAUCUAUUGUAUUUGGUUGUCUGUUUCAAUUCGAAUGAGCGCGGUGAUGAAUUGUUUCCAGCCGAUGCCACGAUACUCUUCCGCGAAUACACAACUCACACAGCAAAGACUCACGCUCUGUUUGCUCAACUCGGCUUCACGGAAGCUCACGCUGCGCGCUUGGCCAAAACGCAGUCUGUGCAAGGACCAUUGUCGCUGCAAUUGAAUCGUCUCUACAAAGUUCUCAUUCUUACCGAUGUCUUGGACCUGCUGCCACUGCCUGAGGUGGCAAACAAGUACAACAUCGAGCGCGGCACGUUGCAGCAUCUGAUCAGCCAGUCAACGGCUGCGGCAAGUGCCAUUGUGCGUCUCUGUGAGCAGAUUGAUGAGUUUUGGUGUUAUAAACCUCUGUUUGAGCGCAUCAAUCAUAAAAUAGAUCGUUGUGGCACGUUGGAGUUGGAGCCGCUUCUCGAAUUGCCAGCAGUUAAAAUUAAUCGCGCCAAGCAGUUGUAUGCUCAAGGCUUCAGAACGAUUGAGGAUGUGGCCAAAACCCGACCCAUAACGCUGGCUAAAUCUGUGGAAUUCAUGUCCGUCAAAGUGGCCACUGAAAUGAUAUCAGCAGCCAAGAUAAUUUUAAUGAAAAAGUUGGAUCAUCUGGAGGAGGCAACGGAGCUGCUAAAGAAUUGUUUAUCAAACCAAGAGACAUCUCAAAAUACAGCCACAUAAUCACAGGGAAAAUUGGGUGUUUUUUGUUGUUGUUGUUUUACUUUAAAUUUAGCUGACAAAAUUGUAAUUUACUUUUGUCUCGGCUACUAUCACGAGAAUUGAGUAUUAUAUAAUGUAAAUGUACG
Molecule: messenger RNA, 3328 nt
Organism: Drosophila nasuta
Lineage: Eukaryota; Metazoa; Arthropoda; Insecta; Diptera; Drosophilidae
Gene: mus301
Product: mutagen-sensitive 301
Molecular function (GO): ATP binding; nucleic acid binding
Source: RefSeq, a predicted model, not a curated record